Messenger RNA from Pistacia vera, 648 nucleotides. Its product is annotated as dirigent protein 23-like. The coding region runs from base 68 to 619 and encodes 183 amino acids. Lineage: Eukaryota; Viridiplantae; Streptophyta; Magnoliopsida; Sapindales; Anacardiaceae. The transcript has a single exon. The record is from RefSeq and is a predicted model, not a curated record.
UAUAGCCCUUUCCUUCUUGUUUCUGAGCUCUCACAACCAUUCUUUUUUCAAGACUUUGAAUAAGAAUAUGGCAAAGUUCGGGGUAGUGAUUUUGCUGCUCAUCGUCACCCUGGAAAUGGCAGCCGUCCCUGGAAUGGCUCAAACUUGGGCUCAGAAGCUCGUGACUGAAAAAGAGACGGUGACCAAUUUGCGAUUCUACUUCCAUGACACACUAAGUGGGAAGAACCCAACUGCUGUUAGGGUGGCUCAGGCCACUGGCACUGAUAAAUCACCAACUCUUUUUGGUGUGGUGAUGAUGGUAGAUGAUCCGUUGACAGAAACUCCGGAUCCGAAGUCCAAGCUCUUGGGGCGGGCUCAAGGGCUUUACGGGUCAGCUUGCCAGGAUGAACUUGGUCUAGUCAUGUCCAUGAGCUUUGUGUUCACAGAUGAUAUCUAUAAUGGCAGCUCUAUCAGCCUCCUUGGUAACAAUAGGGCAAUGAAUCCCGUUCGGGAGAUGCCCAUCGUCGGUGGCACCGGUAUUUUCCGACUGGCACGUGGGUAUGCAAUUGCCAAGACGUAUUGGUUUGAUCUUACCACCGGUGAUGCCAUUGUUGGAUACAAUGUUACAGUUGUUCACUAGGACUUGUAUGUCUAGCUUCUUCUAUAAUA